Sycon ciliatum is the source of this 2862-nucleotide messenger RNA. RefSeq lists its product as uncharacterized. Gene Ontology annotation, molecular function: microtubule binding. The record is from RefSeq and is a predicted model, not a curated record. Gene Ontology annotation, biological process: spindle assembly; centrosome cycle. Bases 148 to 2103 code for a protein of 651 amino acids. The transcript has a single exon. Lineage: Eukaryota; Metazoa; Porifera; Calcarea; Leucosolenida; Sycettidae. Gene Ontology annotation, cellular component: nuclear microtubule; centrosome; cytoplasm.
UGAGAAAGGGAGAGCAAAAACAGAAACUGAGAAAAGACUUUGUGUUCUGCCAGACAAAAUGUACAGCCUGGACAAGGAGGUGGGCAGUGUGAGAUGAAACCCCUCGUAAAGAAACUGACUUGUAUUGGAAAUGGUGCUUGAUCCGGAAUGAGCGCGUCUAAACGCCACCUUUACCGCUCAGUUGACGAGGCUCGGGAUCUUCAAAAUGUUUCGUCUGCUGGUGAAUUUCUCAGGCAGGGACAACAAUUUAAACAAUUGGAUGCAGUCUCUCCUGCUCAGGGUAGGCACGAACCUGUACCUGUUACGCAAGAAAAACAUGCUGAGCCUGUAAAGCCAUCUAGUGCUGUUUCUCCUGGACCGUUGCUGGACUUUGAUGAUUUGCUUCUUCCAAGAAGCACUGCUCCCAGGCAACAUCUCAGCCCUGUGCGAAGUAGGCCUGCUCCUAGUGAUGCUCUCACUCCAUCUGAUGAGGAAGACUUGCCUGACGCGCGGCGGGUUACUGGCCACGCAGCCAUCAGCAAUGUUGAUCCUUUCUUGAUGGGACCCCAGGUUGACACUCAGAAUCUUCCCUCUCCUCUCGUGAAGCCAGCGCUAUUAGAUGGGGUGGAGUGCUUGAACAACCAUGAUACAAUAGCUGUGGAGACUCUUGAUUCUGCUGUUGGAUCUGGUGAAGUUCCAGUGUCCUCCUCAGUCACACGAUCACCUGUGAAAGUAGUGCGACAUAGCACAGACCGACUUGGGUCGCUACCAGUUUCCCAGGCAGCAGUGAGUAACAGUCUUGUAGAGAUAUCACAUACACCUGCUGCAGCUACGGAGAUCACAGACAGUGUGUCGCCGGUUAUGGAGCAGGACAGUACAGCAACCCGCAAAGCUAGUAACAAACCUAAAGGCCGCUAUGUUGCGUCUCGCUACAUGCAAGCUCCGUCUAAACCAGCUGGCAGCAGUAGGGCCGCCAGCACUACAGCUAACAAAGCUACUAAACCGAGUCCUCCCACCAACACUGUGGCCAAGUCCAUGGCACGGCCAUCAGCUCCUCAGAAAAGAGGCAUUGGAUCCAGUAAGCCAGGCCACGUUGGUAGUACAGUAGAAAGCUCUGCACAGCGUGGAAAGCCUGUGAAAGCCUUGGCUGGUCAUUCAUCACGCUCUGGCAUUGCUGCAUCUCAAAAGCAGCCCCGGGCAGGUCAGGCAACUGUUGCCAGGUCUUCUGGUCCAAUGUCCUAUCGUACACCCCAUCACCUGCCUGCCGAGCAAGCAUUGCUGAGAGCUCGGCAAGCAAUGGCCGACUCGAUCUUCACUCCAAGUCUGCAGCCGCCAUCGUAUACCACUGGUCAUGUGCCGACUGAGCAACACACUGCUCGUCAAGGCCCGACACAAACACCUACAGUAGCCAAGAGCUCAGGCGCACGACCCGCUUCUGGCUCUCGUGUCGGCAGCGGGCAGCGUGGUAGUGCCUCAACACCUGCCGCUGCAGUGCCUUCCUCGACACGUUCUCGGCCAUCCAGACCCGACCGUCAUCAGUCCACAGCGUGCUAUGCUCGAUCGAUGCAGUGGGCCUUCCUGGCCGCCAGGGCAGAGCAUAAUCUGAAGACACAGGAGAAGGCAGCUGAGCAACAGAUUCAUGCCGUGUGGCAAGAGGUUGAGUCGUUGCAGAGGCAAGAAACCGAGUACUUGCAACAACUUGCGUCGUUGGAGAAUGCCAAGCUGCUUGAUUCUGUCGUUUACAGCCAACUUGGAUCACUGCGGAGCAUUACUGGAUCGCUUGACAAGCUGGCCGACAGUCAUGGUAGCUUGGCCGAUGCACUUACGACUGUGUAUCACCAGCUACCUGUCAAGGGUAUCGUGCUACCGAAUGACAUGACCAAGUUAACCGAUGCCUUGGAGCAAACCGAAGAGGUGCUGGAGGGUGCUGCCAGCAGCUUGGUUCGGCCGGUAGGAGAGUCUGGUUAUCCUGGCACUGCUCGCACGUUGGACUCACUUAGGGGCUGUGUGGAGGAGGAACUCGUGGAACUGAAAGAGACUAAGCUGUUAUUGGAGAAAGCCUGCCGUCUGCAAACGUCACUGGCCAGCCUCGCCAUUCAUGAUGUUCAGGUCCAUUCAGAAUAGUCCUGUAUGCAAGUGAGAGUAGUUCAGGACAGUCAACCUGCCCCCUAGGUCACCAGCUUUCAGAGAGCAUAAAUGAGUAUGUGUGUUGCCUGGGUAUGGAAGAACUGCACUAAUAAAUAAUCCGAAUCUAAGCAUGCUGCAACCAUGUCCCACAUCAUAAAAAUCAUUCUCAACUUGUACUGUAGCCAUGGAAAUUCGUUAAUUUUGUUGUCUUAGGAUUGAAUUUGUGGCAUUGACGGAGGGCUUCUGACUGCCACGUUCAUGAUAGGAAAAUCACGUUGCAUCCAUGUAUAUUUUAGUUUUGAAGUACAUGUAUCACAUAGCUGGGCUAAUCUUUUCUGUUCUAUUUUAGGUGCUCUCUUUCGUCAAUUCAUGUAGAGCUGAAGCGUUCUCUCCUCCACUCAGGCCAUUGUUUUUUUGGAGACUGAACGGUGUCACCAGCGCUGAGUUUUCUUCUUCUUUUUUCUUGUCCGUAUUGCUACUAUGCGAUCGACACAUAUCUGCAUUCACGCUAAUGGAUUCCUGCUUCUUGAUUCCCUUCACGACGGCAGCUGGACUGUCUUCACAGUGCAUGUAUACUAUCACAAUGUCAAAUCAAUAUGAACAGCCUGUAUCAUGUGUAUACAUGUAUGCUCUUUUGAGAAUAGAAAUGAAACACUUGUACCGGUAUGUCUUUCUCAUUUCUACAUGGAUCUGGUCUAUAACUAGUAUAAGUAUAAGCAUACCCCAACACGCCGGCCCGAACUCGUUCUGAAAUGA